GCCGGAAGAAACAUUGCAUUUCUGUUGUCUCAGGAAAAGGAAGUGAAUUGCCCAUGGUUACAAGGGUUGUAAAACAGGCAGAAUCAGAAAUGCAACAGGAACUGGGCUGCUCCUGAGUCCUGCCUGGCGUCCUCUGCCCUCAUGUUCUGGGCUAGGUGUCACCCUCCGGAUUUGGGUGUCACAUGAGGGCUCAGGGACAAUUUAUGUCAUCUGCACCCCUGGAAACCCUGGCAGACAGCUUCAUGACCCUGACCUUCAUUGCUCUUCUCUGUCUCGGUCUGUGUCGGGGCCCAUGGCACCAGGUUCAGGCAGAAGUUCCCCCCAAACCCUCCAUCUGGGCUGACCCAGGCCCCAUUGUCAGCAAGGGGAGCCCUGUGACCAUCUGGUGUCAGGGGUCUCUGCAGGCGGAUGGCUACAUUCUGUAUAAAGAGAGGAGUUCUGAGUCCUUGGAUAUGAGGAUCCCACAGGCCUCCAGCAACAACACCGGGUUCCUCAUUCAGUCCAUGGGCUCAAAGAACACAGGGCUGUACCAGUGUGCAUACAGCUCUGGGGGCAGGCUGUCUGAGAGGAGUGAGCCCCUGCUCCUGGUGCUGACAGGAGAGUACAGCCCACCCUCCCUCUCAGCCCAGCCAGGCCUGGUGGUGGCUUCAGGAGGGAACGUGUCCCUCUUGUGCAGCUCCCUGUCCAUAUGGGACACGUUCCACCUGCUGAAGGAGGGAGGAACUGAGCUGCCCCAACACAGGAAAGCGAAAUGGAAUUUCUAUGCUGUGAGGUGGCAGGCUAUCUUCCCUGUGGGCCCCCUGAGCUCCUCCCAUGGGGGGACCUACAGAUGCUAUCGUUCCUCCAGCUACAACCCCAAUGUGUGGUCACAGCCCAGUGACCCUCUGCACCUCAAGGUCACAGGUGUGUACAGGGAGCCCUCCCUCUCAGCCCAGCCAGGCCCCCUGGUGCUGCAUGGAGACAGCCUGACUCUCCAGUGCAGCUCAGAGCCCGGCUUUGACAGUUUUGCUCUGACCAAGGAUGAGGGGCCCACAUCCCCCUACUGUCUCCAUGGGCAGCACAGCCCUGAAUUCCCCCUGGGCCCUGUGAACCUUGCCCAUGGGGGCCAGUACAGGUGCUACAGUGGACACAACCUCUCCUAUGUGUGGUCAGCUCCCAGUGCCCCUCUGGACAUCCUGAUUGCAGGAAUGUACAGGAAACCCUUCCUCUCAGUCCAGCCGGGGCCCUCAGUGCCCUGGGGAGCUAAGGUGACCCUGCAGUGUCGAUCUGAGGUCAGGGCUGACACCUUCCACCUGCACAGGGAGGGGUCCCUGGAUCCUCCCCAGCAGCUUCGUCUGCAGGACACAGCUGUCCCCUCUCAGGCCAACUUCACCAUCAGCCCUGUGACCUGGGGCCACAGAGGGACCUACAGGUGCUACAGCUCACUCAGCUCCUCCCCCUUCCAGCUGUCACAGGCCAGUGACCCCCUGGAGCUCCUGGUCUCAGACUACACAGUGGAGAACCUCAUCCGCUUGGGUGUGUCUGGCUUGAUUCUCAUGGUCCUCGGGGUGCUGCUGUGUGAAGCUUGGCACAGUUGGAGAAGACCCCACGAUGCAGCCAGGAGUUGAACACAGGGGACAACAAACCCACCAGUCAGUGAGGCAGAGCCUGGAGAAGAGUCUGAUGACCCCAGGAAGCUCUGGAGGAAACUGUGGGCACCCCUGGGAAAGAGUCUGCUGAGAAUGUGGAGGGUGUGGGCGUGGUUCCCCUGCAGGGAGAGGCAGGGCUGGGGCUGCAGAGGCUUCCCCACAGUUAGACUGUGGGCAUCUCCCCUCACUGCACUGCUGACCUUCCUUGACUGGGCCUCUGUUCUCACCCCCCUGACCUGGGGCUCAGCCCACAUCACAGGUUAGGAUCCACCCCUGGGCUCACCUUCCAUCUCUGGUCCACUUUCAUGUAGGACAGUUUUCUUCCUUUUAUUCUUCACAUUUGCUGAUUCUGUAUGUCUCUGGGUUGGACAAUAAAUCUGUUUUAAACAACUGGUUAAA
This is a messenger RNA of Artibeus jamaicensis (Jamaican fruit-eating bat), 2027 nucleotides long. Its product is annotated as leukocyte immunoglobulin-like receptor subfamily A member 6. The record is from RefSeq and is a predicted model, not a curated record. Lineage: Eukaryota; Metazoa; Chordata; Mammalia; Chiroptera; Phyllostomidae. The transcript has 8 exons. The coding region runs from base 183 to 1607 and encodes 474 amino acids.